Messenger RNA from Trichechus manatus latirostris (Florida manatee), 858 nucleotides. It is a transcript of the gene MMP26, whose product is annotated as matrix metallopeptidase 26. Gene Ontology annotation, molecular function: metalloendopeptidase activity; zinc ion binding. Gene Ontology annotation, cellular component: extracellular matrix. Lineage: Eukaryota; Metazoa; Chordata; Mammalia; Sirenia; Trichechidae. The record is from RefSeq and is a predicted model, not a curated record. Gene Ontology annotation, biological process: proteolysis; collagen catabolic process; extracellular matrix organization. The transcript is spliced from 5 exons. Bases 1 to 858 code for a protein of 285 amino acids.
AUGCUGCUUGCCGUCUUAAAAUUUACACUCUUUCUGCCCUGGUGCCUUGCUCUCCCAGUGCCUCCAACUACAGACCUUAAAGGAUGGGACUUUGUUAAGGACUAUUUCCAUCGCUUUUUCAUGACCAAGAAGGAGUCACCACUCCUUACCCAGGGAGAACAGAUACGGUUCCUGCAGCAGUUCUUCAGUCUGAACGUGACAGGCCUACUAGACAAGCAGACACUGGCUGUGCUGCACCAACCCCGCUGUGGGGUACCUGAUGUGGCUUACUACUCUGUCUCUCCAGAAAGACCUAAAUGGAAUGAGCACACUCUGACCUACAGGAUUAUCAAUUACCCAUAUGGUUUGAAGACAUCCACAGUGAAAGAUAUUAUGCAUGCAGCAGUUUCCAUCUGGAGCAGUGUGACCCCCUUGGUCUUUGAGCAAGUGGAGCAUCAAGAUGCAGACAUCAAGAUUUCUUUCUGGACCUUGGCUCAUGGAGAUGGUUUGCCCUUUGACGGACCAGGUGGUGUUUUAGGCCAUGCUUUUUUCCCACAUUCUGAGACUCCAGGAGUUGUCCACUUUGAUAAGGAUGAACAUUGGUCAACGUCAUACAGGGGGAUUAAUCUAUUCCUGGUUGCUACUCAUGAGCUAGGUCACACUCUGGGCCUGUAUCACUCUGGGAAUCCAAACUCCAUAAUGUACCCCACCUAUGAGUACAAGGACCCCAGAACCUUCCACCUCAGUCUUGAAGAUAUCCGAAGAAUCCAACACUUGUAUGGUCUGUGCCUGUGGGAAGGAAGGGGAUCUGGGCAGGAAAUUGCACUUGGAAUUUACUCAUUUUUUCCUACUAUCCUCACAGGGAGAAAAAGAACAUGA